Molecule: messenger RNA, 2923 nt
Organism: Ricinus communis (castor bean)
Lineage: Eukaryota; Viridiplantae; Streptophyta; Magnoliopsida; Malpighiales; Euphorbiaceae
Product: protease 2
Exons: 11
Coding region: 96-2462 (788 amino acids)
Biological process (GO): proteolysis
Molecular function (GO): serine-type endopeptidase activity
Source: RefSeq, a predicted model, not a curated record
UUUUUUUUGAAAAGACCCAAAUCUUAACACGCUGGCAAAACCCACGCUAUUUUAUUGUACUAUACGACGCCGCUUCCUUAAACCCCUCCAAAACCAUGCGCCGCCUUCUAACGGCCUCUCGCCGCUACUACGGCGGUGUUCCUCUCCAUGUCCGCCACUAUAAGGCGCCAAAGAAAGCUCCACAACCACCCGCACCACCAAAACCUCCAAAGCCGCCACAAAAACCGCAAUCGUUCACAUUCUACGAUGCCGUUUGGGAGGAUCCGUACAGCUGGAUGUCAAGCUUAAAUGAUAAAGUGGCGAUGCGUCACAUGGACGUGUACAUGGAGCAAGAAGAGAAGUAUACAGAAGCUGUCAUGUCUGAUACUGAAAAGCUUCAAAGUAAACUUCAAUCUGAAAUGGCUUCCAGGUUGCAGUUUGACCUUUCUACACUUCCUGUUCGCUGGGGCCCUUGGUUAUACUAUAGAAGAGUUGAAGAAGGAAAGCAAUACCCAGUGCUAUGUAGAAGAUUGUUAAGUUUAAAUGAAGAGUUUAUUUCUAAUAAAUUACCUGCUAGUGGGUUUGAUUUCACCUCUGGUAAAAAAAUUGAACAGAAACUUCUUGAUUAUAAUCAAGAAGCUGAGAGAUUUGGAGGUUAUGCUUAUGAAGAAUUAUCCGAAGUGUCACCUGAUCAUAAGUUUCUUGCAUAUACUAUGUACGAUAAGGAAAAUGAUUGGUUUAGGUUAUCAGUGAGGAAUUUGAAUUCUGGUGCAUUGUGUAGUAAGCCUCAAGCUGACAGGGUUUCGAAUUUGGCUUGGGCUAAGGAUGGCCAAGCACUGCUUUAUGUUGUUACUGAUCAAUAUAAGAGGCCUUGCCGGUUAUACUGUAGCAUGAUUGGAUCAACUGAUGAAGAUGUUUUGCUUUUAGAUGAACCAAAUGACAAUGUUUUCAUUAACAUAAGACAUACAAAAGAUUUUCACUUUGUGACUGUCAAUACAUUUUCAACAUCUUCAAAGGUCUUUCUAAUGAAUGCAGCUGAUCCAUUGUCUGGUAUGACAUUAGUCUGGGAGUGUGAAGCUCAAGCUCAUUGCAUCAUUGAACAUCAUCAAGGAUACCUCUAUUUAUUCACUGAUGCCGCCAAGGAGAGCAAGUUAGCUGAUCAUCACUAUCUUCUUUGUAGUCCUGUUGAUGCUUCUUCAAGUCCAAGAUUAUGGGAGAGUGUAUUCAAAGAUGACCAAGAUUUGAUUAUUGUGGAUGUUGAUUUCUGUGAUACACACUUGGUACUAAUUGUAAGGGAAGGUUGGAGCUUUAGACUUUGUUCAGUUCCUCUACCUUUACCUGCUGGGUUGAAAGGUGCUAAUCUGGAAGAGCUCAAACCUAGGUUUCUUCCUCUUCCAAAACAUGUUUCUCAAAUUUCACCAGGAGCAAAUUAUGACUACAACUCAUCAACCAUGCGCUUUACAAUAUCAUCACUAGUGAUGCCAGAUGCUGUAGUUGAUUAUGAUCUAUCAAACGGCAAGUGGAAUAUCAUUCAACAACAAAACAUGCUCUAUGAAAGAACAAAAGUCUUGUAUGGCACAGCCUCUUCUGCGAGUAUCACCAGUAAAUCCUCAGACUACUUAAAUCCUGAUUAUUCAAGUGAAGUCAAAUCUGGAGAUGAGAACUUGUGGAAUGACCUUUCUGAGUUUUAUGCUUGUGAACAUUAUCACGUCUCUUCUUAUGAUGGUGUUUCGGUUCCUCUAACGGUUAUAUUUUCGCAUAAAAAUAAGUCUGCAAAUCAAAAUCCUGGACUGCUUCACGGGCAUGGAGCUUAUGGUGAGUUACUUGACAAACGAUGGCGUAGUGAGUUGAAAAGCCUUCUUGAUCGCGGUUGGGUUAUUGCAUAUGCUGAUGUUAGAGGUGGAGGUGGUCAGGGUAAGAAUUGGCAUCAUAAUGGUAGACGCACAAAGAAACUUAAUUCCAUCAAAGAUUAUAUCUCUUGUGCAAAAUUCCUUGUUGAAAAUGAAAUUGUUCAAGAAAAAAAGCUUGCUGGCUGGGGAUAUAGUGCUGGAGGACUUUUGGUUGCAUCAGCCAUAAAUUGCUGCCCGGAUUUGUUUCGUGCUGUAGUCUUGAAGGUCCCAUUUCUCGAUCCAACCAACACUCUUCUCUACCCAAUUUUACCACUCACCGCAGCUGACUUUGAAGAGUUUGGAUACCCUGGGGAGGCUGAUGACUUUCAUGCCAUAAGGGAAUAUUCUCCAUAUGACAAUAUUCAGAAGGACGUUCUUUACCCUGCUGUACUGAUAACCUCAUCUUUCAACACACGAUUUGGGGUUUGGGAAGCAGCAAAAUGGGUCGCGCGAGUUCGAGAGCGUGCUAUUAAUGACCCUAGCCGUCCAAUACUGCUAAAUUUAACAACAGAAAUUGUGGAGGAGAACAGAUAUUUGCAGUGCAAGGAGUCUGCAAUGGAAACUGCAUUUCUUAUAAGAAUGAUGGAAACAUGAGAUUAAUAUUCUUAUUAGUGCCAUCCUAUCAUCCCAUCCUUGAAUCUGUUAUAUGAUCUUUAUGACAAGUAGCCACGUGGAAGAUUUAUCUUCACGAAGGACAAUCUUCAAGAUUCGAAUCACCUAUAAUGGUUCUGGUGUUUCAUGUAUUACAAUCUAUUUUAAGAGGGCAAUGGCUGAUGUGACCCAUUUAUGGUGCUUAACUUGCUAAAGCAGCCAAUAAAAAUCAGAACAGAAAAACUGAGACUGUAGACGAAGAAGACCUCCAUUUGCUGGUGAUGGGUUGCUUUCUCACUUUGAAAUUGUAAGUUGGUUUUCUGUGUACAUAUAAAUCUGAUUGCUUAUCGCACCAAGUAAAGUUAUAAUUUUGGUAUGGUAACUAUCUAUCCUUACCUUAUCUUCUUGUGAUAAAAAUAUAUAAAGCUUCAUGAUUCACUAAUGUAUAUUUGUUUAUAUGUAAA